CCUUAUUCGGAUAGUCCGAGAAAUCUGCACUGUCCUUAACUGUUGAUUCGAUUUUGUUAGCGGUUCAAUCUACCAGACUUGCCUUGCAUUCUACAGCUACCUCCACCUACCACCAACACUCAUCACAUAUAAAAUGCCGGACAUCGAGGAGGCAUGUUCCUUUCAUUCGUUAUACCGCACGAAGAAGCUGGUGUGUCCUUGUCUGUUCCCAGGUGACUGAAGCAUUGAACUGCUCUGACAAUUCAAGAAUGUCUCCAAUUGCCUUGGAUUUGUCUCAAAAUGGAAGUUCCAAGAAUCAUGAGACGGGGCGCAGCAUAUUUGAGAUAGGGGAAUCCGAUAUCACGAAGCUAUUGGAUAAGGCAAAACCUUUAAAUGUGGAGAGGAACAGAUCAUUUGAUGAAAGGUCAUUCAGUGAAUUGUCAAUAGCUUCUCCCCAUCUGUUUCAUAGAAGCCAUGAUAACCAUUUUGACUAUGGAUCUCCACGAAGGUCGGGAAUUAACACACCUAGAUCAAGCAAUCACUGUGAGUCGCAUCAAAUGGUUGGUGAUGCUUGGGAUGCAUUGAGGCUUUCAUUGGUUCACUUUCGUGGGCAACCAGUUGGGACUAUUGCUGCACUGGACCAUUCUGUGGAAGAUCUUAACUAUGAUCAGGUUUUUGUUAGGGACUUUGUCCCAAGUGCCUUGGCCUUUUUGAUGAAUGGAGAACAUGAAAUUGUCAAGAAUUUUCUCUUGAAAACUCUUCGCCUUCAAUCAUGGGAGAAAAAGGUUGACUUGUUUCAAUUGGGAGAAGGAGUAAUGCCGGCAAGUUUUAAAGUGCUACACGAUCCUGUGAGAAAGUAUGAAACUUUAAUAGCAGAUUUUGGUGAGAGUGCAAUAGGAAGAGUGGCUCCAGUUGAUUCAGGGUUUUGGUGGAUCAUAUUACUCCGUGCAUAUACAAGGUCAACCGGGGACUCUUCCUUGGCUGAAAUGCCUGAAUGCCAAAGGGGUAUGCGCCUUAUCCUGAGUCUCUGUCUUUCAGAAGGCUUCGACACAUUUCCAACUCUGCUCUGUGCUGACGGAUGCUGUAUGAUAGAUCGUAGAAUGGGUAUAUAUGGCUAUCCUAUUGAGAUACAAGCACUAUUUUUUAUGGCUUUAAGAUGUGCUUUGCUUUUGCUUAAGCAAGAUGGAGAGGGCAAGGAGAUUGUGGAGCUAAUAGUGAAACGCCUUCAUGCUUUGAGCUAUCACAUGCGGAGCUAUUUUUGGCUGGACCUGAAGCAACUUAAUGACAUAUAUCGGUAUAAAACAGAGGAGUACUCUCAUACUGCAGUUAACAAAUUUAAUGUAAUGCCUGAUUCUUUACCAGAUUGGGUGUUUGAUUUCAUGCCAAAGCGCGGUGGUUACUUUAUCGGAAAUGUGAGUCCUGCAAGAAUGGAUUUCCGUUGGUUCUGCUUGGGUAACUGUGUGGCUAUUUUGUCAUCUUUGGCAACUCCUGAACAAGCUGCAGCCAUAAUGGAUCUGAUUGAAUCACGCUGGGAUGAAUUGGUUGGUGAAAUGCCACUGAAAAUAUCUUACCCAGCCAUAGAGAGCCAUGAGUGGAGAAUCGUAACUGGCUGCGACCCAAAGAACACUAGGUGGAGUUACCACAAUGGAGGUUCUUGGCCAGUGCUUCUGUGGCUACUCACUGCUGCUUGUAUCAAGACGGGGCGUCCUCAAAUUGCAAGACGCGCCAUUGAUCUUGCUGAAAGUAGGUUGUCAAAAGACCAUUGGCCUGAGUACUAUGAUGGGAAGCUUGGCAGGUAUGUCGGAAAGCAGGCUCGUAAAAACCAGACUUGGUCCAUUGCUGGAUACUUGGUGGCUAAGAUGAUGCUUGAAGAUCCAUCUCAUCUGGGCAUGAUAUCACUCGAGGAGGACAAGCAGAUGACGCCGCUAGUGAAGAGAUCCGCUUCAUGGACAUGCUGACACUCUUUAUAUUUUUCACACGUAUAUCUCUUCAACUUCUUCUACAUUCGACAUGUCCAAACAUUUUUUGUCAGAUUUGCAGGCUAAUUCUGAAACAUUUUAAGCGUAAUACGAGUUGAUUGAUGUUAAAAACUAAUAUAUUCUUAUAUGUUUUGAGUAGCC
Messenger RNA from Tripterygium wilfordii, 2099 nucleotides. RefSeq names its product probable alkaline/neutral invertase B. Gene Ontology annotation, biological process: sucrose catabolic process. Bases 249 to 1937 code for a protein of 562 amino acids. The transcript is spliced from 5 exons. NCBI's taxonomy places the organism in Eukaryota, Viridiplantae, Streptophyta, Magnoliopsida, Celastrales, Celastraceae. The record is from RefSeq and is a predicted model, not a curated record. Gene Ontology annotation, molecular function: sucrose alpha-glucosidase activity; endo-alpha-N-acetylgalactosaminidase activity.